CCGCCGCCACAACCACCAGCAGCACCACCAGCUCCACCAAACUUCGGGCCGGGCUGCGCGGCGCCGCAUCGCGCGCGCGCAGGGGCGCCAAGGGGGGCUCUGCCGAGCGAGCGCGGCCCCCUCAUCAUGAUGUUUCGCGACCAGGUCGGGGUGCUGGCGGGCUGGUUUAAGGGCUGGAACGAGUGCGAGCAGACUGUUGCGCUGCUGUCGCUGCUCAAGCGCGUGAGCCAGACCCAGGCCCGCUUCCUGCAGCUCUGCCUGGAGCACUCGCUGGCCGACUGCGCCGACCUGCACGUCCUGGAGGGCGAGGCCAACAGCCCGGGAAUCAUUAACCAAUGGCAACAGGAAUCCAAGGAUAAAGUGAUUUCCCUCCUGUUAACUCACCUGCCUUUGCUGAAGCCAGGAAACCUUGAUGCAAAAGUUGAGUAUAUGAAACUGCUGCCCCAGAUCCUGGCGCACUCUAUUGAACACAACCAGCACAUCGAGGAGAGCAGGCAGCUGCUGUCCUAUGCUCUGAUACACCCAGCCACCUCGCUGGAGGACCGCAGUGCUCUGGCCAUGUGGUUGAACCACUUGGAGGACCGCACAGCAGCUGGCUUCGGUGGCCAGACCCGAGGCCGCUCAGACUCUGCGGAUUAUGAGCAGACGCGCUACUAUCACCAAAGACAGAACUCCGACGACAAGCUCAAUGGGUGGCAGAACUCGCGGGAUUCUGGGAUUUGCAUCAGCGCCUCCAACUGGCAGGACAAAAACUUGGGAUGUGAGAACGGCCACGUGCCCCUCUACUCCUCCUCAUCCGUCCCCACCACAAUCAAUACAAUCGGAACCAGCACAAGUACAAUUCUCUCAGGCCAGGCACAUCACAGCCCUUUGAAACGAUCUGUGUCCCUUACCCCACCCAUGAAUGUGCCAAACCAGCCUCUAGGACAUGGAUGGAUGUCUCAUGAGGACUUACGAGCUAGAGGAUCCCAGUGCCUCCCAUCCGAUCAUGCCCCCCUGUCUCCACAAAGCAGUGUAGCCUCUUCAGGAAGUGGUGGGAGUGAACACUUAGAAGAUCAGACCGCUGCUCGUAACACAUUCCAAGAAGAAGGUAGUGGUAUGAAAGAUGUUCCAGCCUGGCUCAAGAGCCUCCGCCUGCACAAGUACGCCGCGCUUUUCUCCCAGAUGACCUACGAGGAAAUGAUGGCCCUCACCGAGUGCCAGCUGGAGGCUCAGAAUGUAACCAAAGGCGCGAGACACAAAAUCGUCAUCAGUAUCCAAAAGCUCAAAGAGAGACAGAACCUCCUCAAGUCAUUGGAAAGGGACAUCAUUGAGGGGGGCAGCCUGCGUAUCCCCCUCCAGGAGCUGCACCAGAUGAUCCUGACCCCCAUCAAGGCCUACAGCUCCCCGAGCGCCACCCCAGAGGCUCACCGCCGGGAGUCACCCCCAGCCUCACAGCAGCCCUCACUUCUGGGCCCGGAGAGUCAGGGCCCCGACUGCAAAGACAGCGCCGCGGCUGGCAGUGCCUCUGCCAACACCUCAGCUGGGGCCAGCGGUGGGCUGCAGCCACACCAGCUGAGCAGCUGUGAUGGGGAGCUGGCCGUUGCCCCCCUGCCAGAGGGGGACCUACCUGGGCAGUUCACACGUGUCAUGGGGAAAGUGUGCACACAACUCCUGGUCUGCAGGCCUGAUGAGGAAAAUAUAAGUUCCUAUUUACAGCUCAUAGACAAGUGUCUGAUUCAUGAGGCAUUCACAGAGACACAGAAAAAAAGAUUGUUGUCAUGGAAACAGCAGGUGCAGAAGCUCUUUCGGUCUUUCCCUCGGAAAACCCUUCUAGACAUAUCAGGAUAUCGACAGCAAAGAAACCGCGGCUUUGGGCAGUCCAACUCCCUGCCAACGGCCGGCUCUGUGGGCGGCGGCAUGGGCCGGCGGAACCCGCGUCAGUACCAGAUUCCCUCCCGGAACGUCCCUUCGGCCCGCCUCGGCCUCCUGGGCACCAGCGGAUUUGUAAGCUCCAACCAGCGCAGCCCUGCAGCCAACCCCACCAUCAUGAAACAAGGGAGGCAGAACCUGUGGUUCGCCAACCCCGGUGGCAGCAACAGCAUGCCCAGCCGCAGCCACAGCUCAGUGCAGAGGACCCGCUCGCUGCCCGUGCACUCCUCUCCACAGAACAUGCUCAUGUUCCAGCCCACAGAAUUCCAACUUCCCGUGACUGAACCAGACAUCAACAACAGGCUGGAGUCCUUAUGCCUCAGUAUGACCGAGCACGCCCUGGGAGACGGGGUCGACCGGACUUCCACCAUCUAGAAGUUGAAGAUGAGAGUGACCGCGCUGGCCGUGAAGUGGACUGCUGCGGGCCCAGAGUCAGCCAUCUUCAGGGCUGCACCGGAUCCUCCGAGUGCAGCCUCUUCUUGCCCCUGGUCCCUCGCCCAUUUUGAUUUUGUGAGAGCGUAGGUCAUCCUUGUAAACAUAUCCGUAGACCUGG
Messenger RNA from Ochotona curzoniae (black-lipped pika), 2464 nucleotides. RefSeq names its product sterile alpha motif domain containing 4A (gene SAMD4A). Gene Ontology annotation, molecular function: mRNA binding; protein binding; translation repressor activity. The record is from RefSeq and is a predicted model, not a curated record. Gene Ontology annotation, biological process: regulation of mRNA stability; negative regulation of translation; nuclear-transcribed mRNA poly(A) tail shortening. The transcript has 12 exons. Gene Ontology annotation, cellular component: P-body. Lineage: Eukaryota; Metazoa; Chordata; Mammalia; Lagomorpha; Ochotonidae. Bases 127 to 2286 code for a protein of 719 amino acids.